GCAGUUUGUGAAGUCAUUUGUGUCGUUUUUCUGUAAUGACUGGUGAUUCCCACACAACACGUGACCACGCUGUGUCGAAAACGUCAGGGGCCGUUGUCCAGAACCCAGCGCGAGCAGAGAGGAGGAGGAGGAGACGGCGAGAGUACAUUUCGGCAGUUACUUCGGAGUAAACUUACCUCAGAGAUUGUUGAAGCAGAGUGAGCUUUUCUCUACAUCAUGUCCCAGGACAAGAGUAGGUACCCCAUAAUGGGUGAGACCAACCCACUUCAUAAUGAUGUCUAUGGACCCCCUCAGCUAGGGUUCGGUGUGCCCCCCCCAAACUACAGCCAAGCCCCAGGGGGGCCCUACCCACCAGCAGCCGGAUAUGGGCAGCCCGGAUACGGACAGCCCGGAUACGGACAGCCUGGCUUUCCCCAGGCAGGCCCAGGCUUCGCUCCCGGUCCCUACCCUCAGAUGCCCUAUCCACAGGGACCGUACCCUCAGGGGCCAUAUCAGCAAGGACCUGCACAGCCAGGCUUUCCUGGAGACCCCAUGGCACCACCUGUAGGUAGCCCUGGUUACCAUGGUGACGGGCCUCCAUCUUAUUACGACAACGAUGAGUUCACCAACUCCGGAUUCGAGGACAAGAACAUCCGACAAGCCUUCAUCAGAAAAGUCUUCAUGGUUCUCACUGUGCAGCUGCUGAUCACUUUCUCCUUCGUUGCUGUCUUCACCUUUGUCGAUGAAGCCAAGUUAUUUGUGCGUAAGAAUACGUGGACGUACUACGUGUCCUACGCAGUCUUCUUCGUGUCUUUGAUUGUCCUCAGCUGCUGUGGUGACUUCCGCCGCAAGCACCCCUGGAAUUUGGUUGCUCUGGUGAGAACUUUUCCAAACUCCUUCCACUCCUUUUACAGCUUAGACAGUUGUGAAAGCAGUGCUAUGUAUACAUUCCAUUCUGCAGCUGUAUUUUUGGCUAGCUGCAGGCCUUGAUUUCUGGAAAUGGGCUGCUUGCUGCUGAGCUUCUCCAUCCUGUGCAUCUUCAUCCGCCACAAGAUCCUGCACAUCGUCUAUGCCUCACUGGGAGCGCUACUCUUCACUUGCUUUUUGGCUGUUGAUACUCAGCUUCUCCUGGGAAACAAGAAGCUGGCCCUGAGUCCAGAGGAAUACAUUUUUGCUGCACUUAACCUCUACACUGACAUCAUCAACAUUUUCCUCUACAUCUUGGCAAUCGUGGGACGCUCCCGCGAGUGAGGCAGCACCUAGAGGAGAACAGCUGGGAGAUGAGGAACGCCUCCCUUUAUUUUGAAAUGUUGCUAAAAUGCCCCUUCUCGUUGACUUCAUUACUUUAUUUGAUCCCCUUUUGUUUCCUCUCCCAUCACACAGAGUUCUAUUUUUAAGAGGUAGUAGGUGCUGAGGAGAUGAUGCAGCUGGUCUUGACAGUCAGCUGAGAGGGGCACUAUUUAUUUAGUGGAAUAAAAAUAUUGCAAUUAAUGACAGAGCAUAAUCAUCUGUCCUCACCUUUGACCAUUGUGCUUGCUCUAACUGUCCUCUGCUUCUAUUAACACAGAUGGCUAUGUCUAUACCUACACCUCGACUUCUCGUAUGGCAGAAUUAAACAUUCAGGCUCUGCUGCAGAAGUUGAAUAGAAAAAGAGCAGGAAUGAUUAUGCCGACACACAGAUGAAACCAGCUUUGCCUAAAGAGAAGUUAGUGUUAGAAAUGCCAUCUUCCUUCGACUGUCUGUUUUCACAAACUUUGUCUCUCCCUUUCAGCCUGCUGGUGUAAAGUAACUCUGCAUGGCAAACUGGAAACACAACUAAAGACAUGGUAUGGUUAUCUACAACUAUAAGAGGAAUGCCUCUAGCUUGCUUGUCACAGCUGUAAAUAGUUAAUGUGUUUUACUGUAUAUGAUGCCAGUAUCCCCCCUACCUCUGAAAGAUGUGCUGGAGUAAUUUAUAUGGAUGUGUCCAGCAACGAGUAAAAGCUGUUUUGAAUGGCAUAAGAAUGAAGCUUGUUGUUGGAUGUGUAACAUAAAUGAACAUAAAUUAUUGUAUUAUUACAGAAUAUCUUUUCAAAAUUAGGAUUUUUCUUUUUUCUUGUUCUAAACCUGAAAUGUUCUCUUAAUUUCCCCGUUUCUUUAAUUUACUCCUUUUUUGGGGGGGUCAUUAAUGUGAAUUAAAAAUUACUCUUUGUGUGGGUUUCUUUGUCAUGAUAACUAAUAUUAUUUUUGGUUUUGCAGUUUUUGUCCAUGUUUAAAAACUAAUGUAGACAGGUGCUGGGCUUUAAAGACAUGAAACUUUGAAUUUGUGGUAGAUACUGGGGUUUCUUUGAAUUUGGCGCAAGGUUUAGAGGAAACUUGGAGACUGUAACGUCAUCACACAAUAGCAUUUUGAAACCAUUACUUACUGACUGCAGUUUUGUUUUUGUUUUUUUGUUUUUUAAAGUGAAACUCACAGAAUAAAUCUUAAUGCACUGGAAGCCAAAGUACAUGCAAGGACAUUGAAGUUGAAUGAAACAAUAUUGUUAUUCUCUAACUUGUUUUGAUUUUUUUCACCCCUUGCAUGACCCUUUCCUCGUCUGCAUGUGUGAAAAAUGUACACAGUACAGCUGUUCUUGUUUUGGGGACACAUUGGUGUAUUGAACCCCAAUUAGACUAUUUUUAAAAUUCCUGUGUUUGUAUUUAACUAACAUGUCUGUAUAUAGAGCUCCUUAGUGGUGUGUAUAGGUAAAGUAAGUUUUGGGCUUUGUAGGUCUGUUCGCAUUGUAUAUUUGCAUCAAAUCAAACUUGAACUAAACCCCCCUACACAGCUGUUUGGCUUUUCAUUAAAAUGGAUACAGUGAUUAACAAGUUUGA
Neolamprologus brichardi is the source of this 2832-nucleotide messenger RNA. NCBI's taxonomy places the organism in Eukaryota, Metazoa, Chordata, Actinopteri, Cichliformes, Cichlidae. The record is from RefSeq and is a predicted model, not a curated record.